CAGAGAUCACUGCUUCUCAUGUACACUUGCGGCAAGUACAACAUCUAUGAACAGAGCUGUCACAGUGCCACACGAUAAAAAAGUUGUUAUUGUUUCCAUUCAGUAUCUGACGUAGGAAUGUGAAAUAAUAUUUUAUCGUCACCAUGGCUGUUUGUGUUGCUAUAAUAGGCAAAGAUAAUUCGCCAAAAUAUAUAUCAUGCUUGAACCCAGAACUCGAACUCCAGUUUCACUACAAGGUUCAUACUUCUCUAGAUGUGGUUGAAGAAAAAUUAACAUCAGUUGGUAAAACUACGGCAGAUGUUAGAGAAUUAUAUCUUGGUUUGCUAUACUCAACAGAAGAACAUAAAAUAUUUGGAUAUGUAACAAACACAAAAAUCAAAUUUAUAAUUGUUGUUGAAUCCUCAAACACUCUUCUGCGAGACAAUGAAGUCAGAACGAUGUUUCGGAAACUACACAGCCUAUAUACUGAUGUGGUGUGUAAUCCAUUUUACAUACCAGGGGAUGUUAUUACAUCAAAAAAUUUCGACACGACAGUGAGAAAUAUGAUGACUGGAAAUGCAUGAAUGUACAAAACCUUUAUUUAUUUGAGGCUGGAGAUGGAUGCUAAGGAAAAACUUGAAGUGCAGAUGUGUGCUGGAAAUAUAUGAAAACAAGGGAUGCAAAUACAUUCCCAUGCCUCUGCUAUUGAAAGUGUCUAAUCCUUUUUAUGCGGGACCCAAACACAGCUUGGGUGGACACCAUUGCACUGAAUAAUGUGCGAUUUCAUCACUGCACUGAAUAAGGUGCGAUUUCAUCACUGUACGAUAGCUGUUCUGUGAUGGAUAUAUUGUGCAGUUUUUUCCCUAUGUAAUAUUGUAGAAUAUGUUAUGACUUUUUCUUUUGAUAAAAUAAAAUUAUUAUUCAACUCG
Schistocerca cancellata (South American locust) is the source of this 908-nucleotide messenger RNA. Its product is annotated as trafficking protein particle complex subunit 2-like protein. The transcript is spliced from 5 exons. Bases 144 to 563 code for a protein of 139 amino acids. The record is from RefSeq and is a predicted model, not a curated record. Gene Ontology annotation, cellular component: nucleus; cytoplasm; TRAPP complex. Lineage: Eukaryota; Metazoa; Arthropoda; Insecta; Orthoptera; Acrididae. Gene Ontology annotation, biological process: endoplasmic reticulum to Golgi vesicle-mediated transport.